AUGGUGGUUGACCACCGCGAGGAUAUGGAGGAGACCUGCCAGCAGUCAUCGCCACACAAUACUCUGAUAAAUACACAUUCCAACAGUCCUGAAAGUAUGCAGUGCCAGUCGAUGCCAGUUCCAGUGAUACCAAUGAACGGUUACCACUCGCCAACUAACCACGAGAAUAAGAAUGCCGGUCUCCUGAUGUGCUCUCCAGUUACUUCGCUGGAUGGUUUUCUACAUUCGGCCUCCACACGCUCGGAGAUGAGCUUUAACGACGAUAACAGAUUUCAAUAUGUCCUUGCCGCGGCCACGUCUAUAGCCACUAAACAGAACGAGGAGACCCUGACCUACCUCAACCAGGGACAGCCCUACGAGAUUAAGCUGAAGAAGCUGGGUGAUCUCGCUCACUACAAGGGCAAGAUACUAAAGAGCGUGAUCAAGAUCUGCUUUCACGAGAGGAGGCUGCAGUACGCGGAGAGGGAGCAGAUAGCGCAGUGGCACGCCGAGCGGCCCGGGGACCGCAUCCUGGAGGUGGAUGUCCCUUUAUCAUACGGAGUGCUCCGAGCAGAACUGCCGGCCAGUCUCAACGCGCUACACGUGUACUGGGACCCUACUAAAGACGUGGGCGUCUAUAUCAAGGUCAACUGCAUAUCGACGGAAUUCACAGCUAAAAAGCACGGCGGAGAGAAGGGUGUGCCGUUCCGCAUACAAAUCGAGACCUAUCUCGCCUCUGACGAUCAAAACAGACUACACGCGGCCGCUUGCCAGAUUAAGAUUCUGCUAAAUAAAAACGAAUUUGAUCCAUAA
Melitaea cinxia (Glanville fritillary) is the source of this 792-nucleotide messenger RNA. RefSeq names its product alpha-globin transcription factor CP2-like (gene gem). Bases 1 to 792 code for a protein of 263 amino acids. The transcript is spliced from 8 exons. Gene Ontology annotation, cellular component: nucleus. Lineage: Eukaryota; Metazoa; Arthropoda; Insecta; Lepidoptera; Nymphalidae. Gene Ontology annotation, biological process: regulation of transcription by RNA polymerase II. The record is from RefSeq and is a predicted model, not a curated record. Gene Ontology annotation, molecular function: DNA-binding transcription activator activity, RNA polymerase II-specific; RNA polymerase II cis-regulatory region sequence-specific DNA binding.